AGCAGUGCAAUAACUGUCUGUGCAGUUACCGUACAUAACAGUUUUGUGUUUGUUUGUUUUUUUGCUUAAACGUCGAUGUCGACACGAUUAAAAGUCGCCACGUACAUUAUCUUUAUAGUCUAUGUUAAAAGUUGCCAUAGGUUUUCAGUUGGUUCUUUUAUUCUGAAGAAUUUUAACCGGAAGUCUUCUUGGUCCACAUCGGAGGCAGAAGUAAUGGACGAGUAUCAGACAGAAGAGGAGACUGCAUUCGUCGUCGAUGAAGUGAGCAAAAUUAUAAAAGAGGCAGUAGAAGCAACUAUAGGAGGAAAUGCCUACCAGCACAGCAGAGUGAACCAGUGGACCACCAGUGUGGUGGAGCAGUGCCUCAGUCAUCUCAGCAAGCUGGGGAAGCCUUUUAAAUAUAUUGUAACCUGUAUCAUCAUGCAGAAAAAUGGGGCAGGUCUGCAAACAGCCAGCACAUGCUUCUGGGAUAACUCCACUGAUGGAAGCUGUUCUGUGAGAUGGGAGAACAAGUCCAUGUACUGUAUCGUCAGUGUUUUUGGGCUGGCCAUCUGAACCAACUACAGUGUACCUAGAAUGUUUGAAAUGUAUUGGAUUUUGUGUGUUAUUGAGAACCUGAGUGUUGUAUUUGUUCACAUUGACUGUAUGUUAAUACACUUUUUUGCUUUUAUAUUAAGUGCUAUUGAAUAAAAACAUACUAUCCUGGA
Molecule: messenger RNA, 707 nt
Organism: Epinephelus fuscoguttatus (brown-marbled grouper)
Lineage: Eukaryota; Metazoa; Chordata; Actinopteri; Perciformes; Serranidae
Product: dynein light chain Tctex-type 1
Exons: 5
Coding region: 76-555 (159 amino acids)
Biological process (GO): microtubule-based movement
Cellular component (GO): cytoplasmic dynein complex; cytoplasm
Molecular function (GO): dynein intermediate chain binding
Source: RefSeq, a predicted model, not a curated record